AUGAAGACAACUCUGACUUUAACAUGCGCAAUUUUGCUUCUUAGCAUCUGCCAGGGAGCCAUUCGUCGCGAAGCUGAUGGUACUUGUGAGGAGAUGAUGAUGGAUGCUGUACAAAGUGCUACAAACAAGGCAGGCCAGAGUAUUUGUCAAUUCAACAAAGAUCUAUUGGAUGCAUAUCGCCCAGCACUAUCGGCCUGUCAGGACACAUCAGCCCCACUGAUACAAGAAUGGCUUAUGGCAGCUCUUUGGGAUAUUGAACUUGCUGAAAAGCAAGAAGCUAAUUGCGACAUUGACACUACAGUGUUACACCCUUUCCUCAAUACAGACAAUAGAGCGAUAGUAGUUGCAGCUGAUAAGCAUCUAGAAGAUGUCCCUAGUGAAAUGUUGACAUGCAUUCAAAAUGCCAUGACGCAAGUGGAUAAAGAUCUGAUUGAAUUGCUUCAGAAAAAGAAGUACGGUACUUGCAUGGCUGCAAUUGUUUCAUGGAGUAGUGUACCUAACAACGUGGUAAAAUGUGCAAAGGCAGCUGGAGCUACAGUCAGUCAUGAAGAUGAGAUACAAGUGUACAGACUUAGUCUCCUAAAUAUCAACUUAUAUGCAAAAGCGAUGGCCGACUUCCCAGAAAAGUGCAUGAUGGUAUUUCAACAGUUUCACGCUGCUAUAGCAGUGAAGCCCGAUCGUGAAGGAUGGUAUGGGCACAGAGUCCAAUAUUCUGCCACAGGCAGGCAGGCAGGCAGGCAGGCAGGCAGGCAGGCAGGCAGGCAGGCAGGCAGGCAGGCAGGCAGGCAGGCAGCAGGGGGUAGGAAAUGUCAGUUGUACUUCCUAUGGUGUGUUUGGCGUAAUAUCAGCUGCCUCUAG
Owenia fusiformis is the source of this 858-nucleotide messenger RNA. The record is from the annotation of a GenBank genome assembly. NCBI's taxonomy places the organism in Eukaryota, Metazoa, Annelida, Polychaeta, Sabellida, Oweniidae.